Dothidotthia symphoricarpi CBS 119687 is the source of this 512-nucleotide messenger RNA. RefSeq lists its product as uncharacterized. Bases 164 to 421 code for a protein of 85 amino acids. The transcript has 2 exons. The record is from RefSeq and is a predicted model, not a curated record. NCBI's taxonomy places the organism in Eukaryota, Fungi, Ascomycota, Dothideomycetes, Pleosporales, Dothidotthiaceae.
UUGCAUAGUGCAGACUUCUGCGCCCAGACUACUGCUGAGAAAUACGAAAAUUUGCGCAUGCUCGUCUUGAGGAUCACCGAUGACACAAAGUCGCCCGCCUCGUUAAUUGCCGUUCUCAAAAUACGACGUUACCGAGCGUGGCUUCAUUACAUACUCCUCUAACAUGGUCACUCCCGAAAGUUCGAGCCAAUCACCACUGCCUAAUAAUGGGCUUUCGCUUCUUGGAUUCGUUCUGUUGGCCCAGAUGUGUUCGUCUGGUCAUUGUACUCAACCGCAUGCUGAUAGAGGUGCACCUAUCUCUGUAUCACUUUCGACCUCGAGGUCAAAUAUUGUCAUCUCUCGCUGUAACAGUAAGUUCUCUCUCAUGUCGAGACGACAUUGCCACUAUGACAGACAAUUGGCGUCUGGACCUGUCGAAUAGGUGCGUGCGUAAAAAACUCUUCGAUCGAGAAUGAAGACGUCGGCUGUGCUUUGUGACUUGGAUUCUAGGAUGACGUUUUUGAAGGAGUCUU